Messenger RNA from Eimeria acervulina, 4428 nucleotides. RefSeq names its product Chromosome III, complete sequence, related. Lineage: Eukaryota; Apicomplexa; Conoidasida; Eucoccidiorida; Eimeriidae. Gene Ontology annotation, biological process: protein deubiquitination. The record is from RefSeq and is a predicted model, not a curated record. Gene Ontology annotation, molecular function: cysteine-type deubiquitinase activity. The transcript is spliced from 11 exons. Bases 1 to 4428 code for a protein of 1475 amino acids.
AUGCAGUCGCACACCGACUGCGCAGGUGUCAACAGAGAGGGCCCCCGCAACCCCCUAGUCUCCUUUCAGCAGCAGCUUCCCUCUCCACUCGGCCCCACACCGCAGCAGCAGCAACAGCAAUUGCUGCUGCUGCUGCAGCAGCAACAGCAGCAACACCUUGCUUCCUGCGGCACCCCUUUUAGGGCCACCCCUACCUUUGCUGCCCUUGCGCCUGGAGUUGCUACGUUACCUCUACAAAUCCAGCAGCAGCAGCAGCAGCAGCAACUGCAGCAGCAACUACAACAAUUACAGCAGCGCCAAGCGCAGCAACUGCAACAGCAGCAACUGCAGCAGCAGCAUCUGCAGCAGCAGCAACUGCAGCAGCAUCAACUGCAGCAGCAUCAACUGCAGCAGCAGCAACUGCAGCAGCAGCAACUGCAGCAGCAGCAACUGCAGCAGCAGCAACUGCAACAGCAGCAACUGCAGCAGCAGCAACUGCAGCAGCAGCAACUGCAGCAGCAGCACUACCAACUGCAGCAGCCAUUGCAUCAACAGCAGCAGCUGCAGCAGCAGCAGCCAUUUCAGCAGCAGAGGCAGGAAGUGCAGCAACCAGUGGACCCACUGCAGCAGCAGGAGCAGGUGCCAUUGCUGCAGCAGCAGCAGGUGCCAUUGCAGCAGCAGCAGCAGCUGCAGCAGCAACUGCAGCAGCAGCAGCAAGUGCAGCAGCAGCCCCAACGUCUGCUUCAACCUUCUAUCGCUGCCUCCAGUUGCGAGGCCCCCACAGGAUGUCAGGGGCCCCCGAACCCACAGAUGGGGGCCCCAGGGGCCCCUGCCGGGGCCCCAUUGGCCCCCUGUGGGGCCCCUGUGCAGAGGGUAAGAGAAGAGACGGCUGCAGCAGCCCUCUCAUCUGCCUUAGAAACAACUACAGCCGCUGAACCAAGCAGCAGCAGCAGCAGCAGCAGCAGCUGUAGCAGCAGCAGCAGCAGCGUCGGGGAGACCCAGGCUCAAGCUGCUGGGGCCCCGCAGGGCCCCCUUAUUUCACAGCGAAUGGCAGCGCAGCUGAAUCCCUUUGACAAGCCUCCUGCUUCAGCAGCAGCUGCUCCUGCUGCUGCUGCUCCUGCUUCUGCAGUUCCCGCUGCAGCAGCAGCAGAGGAGGGCCCCCUCCCCAGUACGGAUCCCACUCAUUGUGGAGCGCUGCCUUUUGCUGCCGGGCAGCAACAGCAGCAGCAGCAGCAGCAAAACAGGCAGUCGUUGCUGCAGCAGUUGCAUCAGAAUGAGCAGAUGCAGCAGCAGAUAUUGCGAAGUCUGCAGCAGCAACAGCAGCAGCAGCAGCGGUGGAGGCAUCUCCUAGAAGCUUGUCAAGAGGGGCCUGCAGCAGUUGGGGGCCCACCAUUAACCCUCCCCUCUCCUGCGAUCCCCUCUUUGCUUCCUGCUGCUGCAUCGCAGCAGCACCAGCAGCAGCAGCAGCAGCAGCAGUUCGCCUUGCAGCAAGGAUGGGCGGCACCUCCAGCACGCGACACAGUGGGGGCCCCCUGGGCCCCUCCCACCAGCAGCAGUCUUCCGGCUGCUGCUGCAGCCGUUUCGGGUGUAUGGACACCAGAGGAGGGCCCCAGCAGGUUGUGGGGUGGUGCGUCAGCACCCUUCCAUCAGCUGACGGUGCCGGGUACCUCCCCUGUGGGGCCCCCGGCGGCAGCAGCAACAGCAACAGCAACAGCAACAGCAACAGCCUCAGGGUCGCUGAGUGUGAAAAGUGAGAACAUCAACACCGGAGGUACAGGAGUUGUUUCUGCUUCUGCUGCUUCAGCAGGAGCAGCAGCAGCUUCAGCAGCAACAGCAGCAGCAGCAGCAGCAGGAGAGGGUUUCUGCGGUGAGGGUGACACUGCAGCUUCUGCUGCUGCGCCCCCAUAUACAAAGGGGGGCCCCCGCCGCCGUGGCGGCCGUCGAGUUUGUGGGCGAAGGGGGGCCCCCCAGGUGUACCCUAAAGAAGGAAGGGGGCCCCCCUUCAGCAGCAGCAGGAGCCCCCCUGUUGCUCGCGGUGCUGCAUGCACAGUGCUGGGGUUUGGGGCUGCUAUGCCGCAGCAGCAGCAACUCACGAAGGUCCCUUCAGUAGGGUUAUUGAAUUUGGGUGGCGGGAGUUGUUUUUUAAAUGUCGUGUUGCAGUACUUAGCUCAUGUGCAGCCAUUGAGGGAUUUUUACCUCAAUUACUCUAAAAUGUUACCGCCUUCAGAUCUACUGGGGAGGCAGUAUGAAGCCUAUACGACUUACCUUGAGGCCUCGCGGCAGCACUUUAAACGCUUAAAACGAGGCCCCCACCAUCUCAUUCAUACUCCUACUUACACCACCUCUGUUACAUGGGAGCUUGCGGUUGUUAUCAACCACAUGUGGAGGUCCCCCAGCACUGUUCGCUUUAUAAAGCCCGAGGCGCUGUACCAAGUGUGUUGCAGAAUAAUGCCAGACUUCGACCCUCGGGAGAUGCAGGACAGCGACGAGUUUUUGCGGCUUUUGUUGGAUUUCCUCGACGGCGAGUUGCGUGCAGUGGCUACAGGUGUUCCUCUUCAAGAGGCAUUGAUGCUACAGGCGAUGCCUAGGCGUCUAGAUAAGCGGACCCUCAGCAACAGCAGCAGCAGCAGUAGCAGCAGUAGCAGCAGUAGCAGCACCACAGGGGCCUGCUGGAGGCCCGCUCCAUGGGGCCCCAAGAAAACACCAGCAGCAUCAGAACGGAUAGAUGAGGCAGCAGCUUCCUCAGCAGACGCAUGCAAGCAGCGGGAAGGAGGUGCUGCAGGAUUUCAUGAUGCAGAAGGCCCGGCAGCAGCAACAGCAGCAGCACUGCAGGUGUACCCCGGCCCAUACGAAGAGGCAGCGCAGAACGAAUGGAGCAAAGGGAACCCCCCAUCCGCAGCUGCAACAGCAGCAGCAGCAGCAACAGCAGCAGCAGGGGGAGGGGGGGCGGAACAAGGAGAAGACCCACCUGGUUGUGGAGAGUUGCCUACUCUAUUUUCUGUUUUCUUUGAAGGCGCAGAAGUUGAUAAAGUACGAUGCACUAAAUGCGGCAGGUGUACGUCCACCUUAGUGCCGUUCAAGAGUUUGGCAGUGGCUAUGACGAGAGAAGCUCAAGAAGAGUCUUGUUAUCAUGCGAGUUUGAGACUGAAGCCUUCUUCCUUUUUGAAUUUGUUGUCGCCUGUGGAUCUCGUGGAGUGUCUAGACAGACACUUCGCUGAAGACUGCGAGUCUCUCAAGCUCUCUUCAGGAGAAGGGUAUUUCUGUGAGCACUGCAACUCCAAACAGGAUGCAGUAAAGAGCUGUUCACUGGUGGAGGGCCACUUGCCUUUUGUGUUGUGUUUGACGCUGAAGAGGUUUGUGAGAGGCAAACAAACCUACAAGAUUUGGAACCCGGUACACUUCGGCGACUACCUUGACCUGUCCAGCUACGUGGAGGGCAGCAGUGCUGCUGCUCCUGCUGCUGCUCCUCCUCCUCCCGCAGCAGCAGCAGCAUCGGUGGACCACUUGCCCGCGCCCACAUGCGUGAGUCCUGGCAAAGAGGUGCGUAAGGUGAGGUGCGCGUACACCUCGGAGGACAGGGAAGGAGGUGCGGCUGCGCCGGUUGACGCCUCCACCGCAGUGAACGCACCGGAGAGUGCAAAGGACUCGAAAGAAGAGGAAAUGGAGUCGGGACAAAUAGCAAUCAAUGAGCGCAGCGAUACGGCACAGCCAUCAGAUAGUGCUUCUGUUUCUGUUGCUAGCAAUUCUGAAACUGACGACGCAACAGCGGCAAAAGCAGAGGAUUCUAAACCCGGCUCUCCUCUAGGUGUACGUACACCUCAGGCUGUACGUACAUCUCAGGGAGCCCGGGUCUCGGGAUACGGCUAUACACUGGCGGCGUUGGUGGAGCAUGAAGGCCCUGCCACUGAACAGGGGCAUUACGUCUGCUACGUAAAGCACAUCGACUCAGACUGUUGGUUCAGAGCGGAUGAUAAAGUAGUGGAGCCCGUAGACCUGCAGCGGGUGCUCGCGGCCUCACCGUAUAUCCUUUUCUAUCAGCGACUUGCAGGAGGAACGACCGCACAAGAAACAAAAGAAACAAAGGAAGAAGAAACAGAGAAAGCAUCACCUGGGGCAGCAGCAUGCAAGGACGCAAAUGAGGAAGGGUGUUGUAAUGAAACAAGAACAGAGGACACAGAAAAGAAGGAAAAAGCAAAAAUGAAGGCUGAUGCAGAAACCAAUAAUAAUGCAAUUCAGCACCCUACGUUCAUCAGAGGAUGUGCUAGUCUACAGCAACAGCUUGCUGUUGCGAGGAGCCUCAGCAUGGGCCAGUGGCCCCAGUGGCAACACCUUAUCUCCCAUAAUUUUAAAUCUGCAAGUGCAACCAGUCGUGACAACACAGGUGUCAGGCCCGAUGCUGCAGGGCUUCAGCUGAACCCUCCUGCUGCUCCUUGGUCAUCAGGUUCUUAA